AUGGCGACGUUACGCAUUGGGUACUACGAUCCUGUUCGCCGCACCCGGGAUAAGAAAAAUGUUGCGUUUUGGUACGAAGACAAGAAGUUGUACUUCCAUGUACUGUUCGAGACAAAAGAAACUGCUUUGCUAUUUGAAACUGACUUAAGAAUCGGCCCGCAAACGUUGGGCUCAGAGUUAUAUGACCAAGUUGUUGAGACACGCGUUGAACAAAUUAAUGCCGUGUCUGCUGGGCUCCAGCGCGUCUUCCACACUGACUAUGUUCCAGACGAGUCCGAUUCUCCCGAAAAAACAAUUUCUUCCGUAUCAUUGACUACAAGCGUUUCCAUUCUGGACCCUUUGACUGACGAGUUCAAAUAUCAGCGAAUCGAGCACAAAAAUCUCUUCAUCCCGUAUGGCAAGGCAGAAAGCUGUCAUUUGGUGUCGAAAAAGCAAAGCAGAGACCACAAACGAAAAUAUGCUAAGUACGAUCGCGAUCCAAACAAUUGGCUUGCUCUUUCUCGCGAGAUGCAUGGUUGGUAUGAAGGGUUGAACACCCAGCUUCCCAUCGUCAACAUGCUUUCCGGAUCCGUUGAAAAGAAUCCAUCUAUAGGCAAUAGACGCAAGGUGGAGGUGAUUGUGAAGGUUGUAGAUGCACAGUGCACAGAUCUUGUUUUCAGUCGUUUGAAAAACGGAUCAACCAAGACCGACGAUCCGCUCGUGAUGAAGACAUUUGUUUACUUGGAGAAUCCAGAAACGUUUCGUUUUUGUAUGAGGUGGAAGUAUGAUGACAACGAUACGCGCCAGAGAAGCUUCUUUGAUAUGAUUCCGGCGGCCAAUUAA
This is a messenger RNA of Plasmopara halstedii, 822 nucleotides long. RefSeq lists its product as uncharacterized. Bases 1 to 822 code for a protein of 273 amino acids. The record is from RefSeq and is a predicted model, not a curated record. The transcript has 3 exons. Lineage: Eukaryota; Oomycota; Peronosporomycetes; Peronosporales; Peronosporaceae.